AAACAAAGAAGACUUAAAAACCCUUCUCCCUGUCCUUUCCUACUUUCCCACCCCGAAUCCCAAGGAAUGGAAAAGGCGGAGGCUCAAGGCCUCGUCUAAGGGAGACGCUGGGAGGACGCUUGAGGAAGAAAUCUCGCGAUAGGAGGCCGGCCGGGGCGGGGGUGACACCUCUUCCCUCCUCCUCGCGUUAGUUCCGGUCGCAGAGGAGACACCGCCGCUGUUGCCGCCACAUCGGGGAUUUCUGGCUCUUUUCUCUUCGCCUUAAAGUCGGUGAGGCGCGACGCUCGCCUGUCCCGGGACGAGGGUGUCUUUUAUGAAUAAUCAAAAGCAGCAAAAGCCAACGCUAUCAGGCCAGCGUUUUAAAACCAGAAAAAGAGAUGAAAAAGAGAGGUUUGACCCUACUCAGUUUCAAGACUGUAUUAUUCAAGGCUUAACUGAAACUGGUACUGAUUUGGAAGCAGUAGCAAAGUUUCUUGAUGCUUCUGGAGCAAAACUUGAUUACCGCCGAUAUGCAGAAACACUCUUUGACAUUCUGGUGGCUGGCGGAAUGCUGGCCCCAGGUGGUACACUGGCAGAUGACAUGAUGCGUACAGAUGUCUGUGUGUUCGCAGCACAAGAAGACCUAGAAACCAUGCAAGCAUUUGCUCAGGUUUUUAACAAGUUAAUCAGGCGCUACAAAUACCUGGAGAAAGGUUUUGAAGAUGAGGUAAAAAAGCUGCUGCUGUUCUUAAAGGGUUUUUCAGAGUCGGAGAGGAACAAGCUGGCUAUGUUGACUGGUGUUCUUCUGGCUAAUGGAACACUUAAUGCAUCCAUUCUUAAUAGCCUUUAUAAUGAGAAUUUGGUUAAAGAAGGGGUUUCAGCAGCUUUUGCUGUAAAGCUCUUUAAAUCAUGGAUAAAUGAAAAGGACAUCAAUGCAGUAGCUGCAAGUCUUCGGAAAGUCAGCAUGGAUAACAGACUGAUGGAACUUUUUCCUGCCAAUAAACAAAGUGUUGAACACUUCACGAAGUAUUUUACUGAGGCAGGCUUGAAAGAACUUUCAGAAUAUGUUCGGAAUCAACAAACCAUAGGAGCUCGAAAGGAACUCCAGAAAGAACUUCAAGAACAGAUGUCCCGUGGUGAUCCAUUUAAGGAUAUAAUUUUGUAUGUCAAGGAGGAGAUGAAAAAAAACAACAUCCCAGAACCCGUUGUCAUUGGAAUAGUCUGGUCCAGCGUAAUGAGCACUGUGGAAUGGAACAAAAAGGAGGAGCUUGUAGCGGAGCAAGCCAUCAAGCACUUGAAGCAAUACAGCCCUCUACUUGCUGCCUUUACUACUCAAGGUCAGUCUGAGCUGACUCUGUUACUGAAGAUUCAGGAGUAUUGCUAUGACAACAUUCAUUUCAUGAAAGCCUUCCAGAAAAUAGUGGUGCUUUUUUAUAAAGCUGAAGUCCUGAGUGAAGAGCCCAUUCUGAAGUGGUAUAAAGAUGCUCAUGUUGCAAAGGGGAAAAGUGUCUUCCUUGAGCAAAUGAAAAAGUUUGUAGAGUGGCUCAAAAAUGCCGAAGAAGAAUCUGAGUCUGAAGCUGAAGAAGGUGACUGAAUUUUGAAACUACACCCUCAGUAAAGCAAACAGGAGUUGUAGAUAAAAUGUCAUGUCUCAUGUGUCCUGGUUCUUACAUCUUCCUACCUCCCUAUAUCAAGCAUGAUAUAAGGGCUUUCAUGGCAAAUUUUAUUUUAAAUGUUUCUAUGGUUACUGGAAAUGUUGGGUUUAGUUUCUAAAACCAUGUUUUAAGUAGCUACAGGAGCUAUAGAUUUGAAUCUAAUGUUGCAUUAGUCUUUUCAGUUAUCUUCUACCUCCUGUAUUUUCUACUGUAAUAAUGUAAUUUAAGGCCUUCCACAAUGAACAGUUCACUUUAUUCCCUGGGUUUUCUAUAUAAACAGUUUUCAAGAUAUGAUUUGGUUAAAAAUAAUUUGUUAUAAAAAUUCUGUUUGCAAAUUAAACUGUAAAAGUAUCCAAAGUCUCAAAAGGCAAUGAUUUGUGUGAUAAUUUAGUAUGCCCAAAGCCCUGCUCAUCAAUGAAAAUCUCAUAUACAGUAAUUGAAUUCAUUAACAUGAAUCUUGAGUAUUUGGACCGUUGCUUGCAUGUUGGUAUUUUCUUGCAUUUUUAACCCUGGAUGUCCUUGAGCUCAAUUGUUUGCUCUAUGGUUUUUAUUCUUUAGUAAAGCCAUGGAGAACAAGCUUGAAAGUGAGUUGUUUGGGAAAUUGUGUAUGACAGAGGUGGUGGGAAGAAGAAAGUUGAGCUUGUUCUCAUUAAAAACUUUUGCAUUCAGUUUGUAUCUUUCCAGGCAAAACCAAUGGAUAUUCUUUUCAUACAGCCAUUUUCAAAUGUACCUUAGAAAAAUCUUGUCAUUUAAAGUAUUUUACGCUUGUCAUGCACUUAGAUUGAAAGGAAAGGGACUCAUAAAAUAGUGUGCGUGCCUGCCUGGCUCAGUUAGAAGAGAGCAUGUGAAUCUUAAUCUCACCAUGGAUUCGAGCCUCACAUUGGGUGCAGAGAUUACUUUUUUAAAAAAAUAAAAAUAGUAUGAGUAAAGGAAGUGACUAUCAAAUCCCAGGAAGUUGUUAAAUAUUAAGUGGUCAGCAUGUUCUGAGACUCUAAAUGUAACUCAUUUCCUCUUGCCUUAGAGUAUUUGUUGUAAAGAAUGAAGUGCAAUGAUACAUUCCCACUUGAUCAUGUUGGAUCAACUUCAUUCUCUUGACAUCCUUUUAAAUAACUCAAGCAUCUGGCUAUUAACAAUACCCUAGUUUCCAUCUUUUUAAAUUGCCAUGAGCCAAAUAUCUCUUAUAUACAAGUGAUCCAUUUAUUUCAGUGGCUGCCUUUUAAUUUCCAUCUUUCUUUUCUUGCUGCUACCCGUAUAUAUAUUAUAUAUAUGUUAUAUAUAUAUAUAACAUUAUAUAUAUAUGUUAUAUAUAUGUAUAUAUAACAUAUAUAUAUAUAUAUAUAUAUAGUCAUUAGAAAACAAAAAAUGACCACCACUUUGGUGGAGAGACUUCAUAUUAAUAAAGUGAACAUUUUGAAAAGGUUUUUUUUUUGUUGGGAAAAGAAACCAACUUAGAAUGAUGCCACCACACUGAAUGGAAAUUGCCCCUUUCAAAGGUGCCGUUCUUAGGAGCCAAGAAUUCGGUGUUUAAAAGUUCAUCUUGAGGGAAUAUGUGUAAUAUAAUUUGAAGUAAAGGUGUAGUGACCUUAUGAAGAACAUAACUGAUACCAUUAUGAAUGGGGUGAAAUUGUUAAAGGAAUAACUUUGACAGUUUUAAUGCACAGGCAAAAUGUAUUCACUAGGUUUCUACAUAGUGAUCUGCUUUUACUUUGUAAUUUGUAGUCCUCAAAAGACUUUUUUUCAAAAAUAAUAAAGUCCAUCCUUACGCCUAGGUUAUAGGUCAGUCUUCUUUAGUUUUUUGUUGGUUUUUUUUUUUUUUGGUGUAUUCCAUGUUUAUACCUAGGAAUAGCUGUACGUUAUGCGUUCAGACAACGUCUCUACUGUGCAAGCAUUUAAUAAUCGUCCUUUUCAUCCUAUGAUUCCCUAACUAUAACACCCACACAGAAUUCCAGUGUAGCGGAAACUACAUUAAUAUUUCUAUAGCCAAACCAUUGCAUGUUACUGUCGUACAAAGUGUACCCUAUUUUAUUAUAUACUGUGUAUAGUGAAAGAGUGUGUAGUCUUCCAGAACUACAUUAUGAUCUUUGUCUGAUCAUAGUUUUUUUCUUCAUAAUGACAAAGUAGUAUUUACUUACUACAAUGUUACAGUAAAUGGAUAAGUCACCUGUGAUACUAUAAAGAAAGGGAAUGCUUCCUAAAGACUACAGAUUUCAUUUUGAAUUAUAAGUGGAAUUUUGGAACUUGGCUGCCAACGCCCACCUAUGGCCUCAAAUAUUUACUGCUUAAUCUAGAUGUUAAAAUUGUACUUGUAAUUAUAAUUGGAUAAUGUUAGCUGAUUUUCCUAACUUGGUGUCAGUUUCCAAGGAUAAGUCGUCUUUUAAGUGCCAUAAUUAAAUAUGCUUAGAGCUGAUCCUAAGUUUCUUAAUUAUUCUGGGAGUAUUGUCCUAGAGAUAUUUGUUUGUUCUUACGAAAACUCCAAAUACAAAAAUGCCACAGGAAAUUUUGACAUAGCAUAGUGAUGGUGGGGAGAGGAAAUGCGUGUGACUAAGAGAUGUAUCUGUGUUGUACAUGAAAAAGAAUAAGGGUGAUUGGGGGGGGAGCACUUCUCGGGUGGUAUCACCCCUAUUGUGACCUAAUGUAUCUUUUUAAAGGGGAGGGGACCUGAAGAUAAACAUUUUCAUUGGCAGAUAUAUCUUUAUGUAUAUCCAUAUCCUGAGGCAGUAUUUUAAUCAUUUCCCAUUGGUUUUGAAGAUUUUAACAGAUUGUUGAUUGUAACUGUAUCAUAAGUAGAAUCAUUUGGAAUUCUAAUCUAUAAAAAUCAAUUAAAACCCUGUGUAGCAGUUUAUAAUUAAAGUUGCUAGGCAUAACGCUUAGAUAAUGGUAUUGAAAUUUUACUGAUGAAACUACAGGAGAUUCAGGAAAUGACAGAACUGUUGGUUGGCUUUAAGUGUAACAGAUGCCAAAAUUUUAGUGUGCAGUAUUACUUGGACUACUGAAUGACCUUUGUAAAAAUUUUCCUCAGAUGCUAUUUACAGGUGCCAUGUGAAAUAGGUAAAGCAUUUGUGAGAGUUCUGGUAAACUGCCUUGCUAUGAUUUCUUUAUGUAAAGUAGUAAGUAGUCCUUUAGUAUUGAUAUAAAGUGUUUCUGUUUACCAGCUUACUGAGGCCUAAAGGUUUAAAAUAUAAUUAAAUAAUAGGUUGUUCAGUGGGCUUUAUUUAGGUGGACUCUAGUAGAUGUGAUAAGUACUUUUAAAAACGAAUUGCAGUGGAUAUGAGCUAAACCCAAUCUUUUUUUUUUUAAUGUUGUAUUUUUAUUUAUUUUGAGAGAGGGAGAGGAUCUCAAGCAGGCUCCACAUUGUCCACGCAUUGAGCCUGACGUGGGGUUCAAUCUCACAAACCGUGAGAUCAUGACCUGACCCGAAAAAUGAAGAGUCAGCCUCUUGACCAACUGGGCCACCCAGGCACCCCUGACCUAAACCCAGUCUUACCCAUACAGUUAUACAUAAUUACGAAACUUGGUGUGGAUCAGAAAGGUUUCCCAACCCCCUUUCCUUCCCUACUUUCCCUCCCCUGUUUUAACUGGGCAAUUAGCAGCCAUAUCAAAGCCAACCUUUUUGAUUUCCAUGCAUUUAUAUUUUUUUCUUUAGAAUUAUAGUCUCCUCUCUCCCAAUAAUUGAAAAAAGGAUGAGGAUACUUUACAGAUGCACUCAGUCACUGUCAAUUUAGUAACUUUUAAAAACCUUAUAUAAAUUAAAAGUUCAACUGUUUGUAGUGCCCUAGAGGAAACACUAGUAAAAAAUCUGCCAAGUCCUUUGUUUUGUAGACUGUCUAGAGGGACCAAGACCUUGUUCAAACUAUGAUCAGAAUGUUUAUGGUUGUAUUAGUGCAGGCUUGAGAACUGUGAAUUAAGUGUAUACAGUGAAUUUGGGAUGUUACAAAGUUAUCAGAUACAGUUGAGCUGUUCCAUUUCAGGAGUUUCCGGUCUGUGUGACCAUUUUACAAUACUGAAGGGAAAAAAGUUUAAACCUUUUUUUUUUUCUUUUUUAGUUAAAAUUUCGAAGGCUGUGCUUAAACACUUGACUUAGAGGUAAACCUAUUGUGUGACCCAUUACAGACUGCAGCCUCUAUUACUUCAAAAAUCUGUUUUGUGUUCUCUGGCAUCUUAAGAAUAUUUCCUCUGUAAAUACACCUCAUUUCCAUUCUAGUUAGGAGUAACGGACCCCGGCAUGGCAAACAGUUGAAGAGCGGAGAAAACUGGAUAGCUGAUACUACAGAUAGUUGUUGGACCACCUCCAGUCCAGCCAUCCAAACCAGUAAUUCCAUUGCUGCAUUAUUUGUGUUAACUGUGAAAUUGGCUUCUUGUCUGUACCCUUGAAGUUGAAUAAAAUUUCAUGAGAUUCCUUGUUAA
Neofelis nebulosa (Clouded leopard) is the source of this 6038-nucleotide messenger RNA. RefSeq names its product basic leucine zipper and W2 domains 1 (gene BZW1). NCBI's taxonomy places the organism in Eukaryota, Metazoa, Chordata, Mammalia, Carnivora, Felidae. Gene Ontology annotation, molecular function: protein binding. The record is from RefSeq and is a predicted model, not a curated record. The transcript is spliced from 12 exons. Bases 314 to 1573 code for a protein of 419 amino acids. Gene Ontology annotation, cellular component: cytoplasm; membrane.